Messenger RNA from Pongo pygmaeus (Bornean orangutan), 847 nucleotides. RefSeq lists its product as uncharacterized. The annotation marks the transcript as partial. The record is from RefSeq and is a predicted model, not a curated record. The transcript has a single exon. NCBI's taxonomy places the organism in Eukaryota, Metazoa, Chordata, Mammalia, Primates, Hominidae.
AAUUACUCGCUGCUCAGGGAGAGAGCUGAAGUGGUUGGCAUCCUCCCACUCUGUUGCUCCGGCUGUGUCUCCUCUGUUGCUCCGACUGCAGCUCAUUCUGUUAGAGUUCCUCAUUCAGCUGGUCACUGUGGCCAGAGGGUGUUGGCCUGCUCCCUUCCUCAAGUCUUCUUAAAGCCAUGGAUUUUUGUGGAGCAUUUUUCUUCCUGGCUCUCCCUUGAGUUGUUUUCCUUUCUUGGCUAUCUUGGGACUCUUCUUUGUGCUUCCAGACAUCGGUUGAGAGAAGGACUUCUUCUUCCUUGUCUCCUUGGUGUUGGCUGGUGGUUGCUCUUCAACAACUGGACUGGAGGCUCUUGGUUUUCUCUUCAUCUUCAACAAGUCAAUCUCUCUCAAGGGUCUCAGGUUGCAGCAUUCUUACCAGAGGCCAUUGGGCCUGGAGUUCCAGUUCCAGUGUCUGGAGAGUCCACCUCAGCUCAGCAAUCUCAUGCCGGUUGGCAAUUGUCAGCAGAAGCCAAUGCCUGCCCAUCAGUUCUUUACUCUGAGGUGUUAGAGUGGAAUAAAAAUAUAAAUACUUAUACUAGUUUUCAUGACUUCUGCUUAAUAUUGGGUAUUUUUUUGUUUUGUUUUGUUUUGGCGGUGAUAGGCUUACCUUACAUUAAACCAGGCCUUAGCCUUUCUGUGGCUUUGUUGUGGCAGAGCCUCAUAUUACUCUCUAGUCUGGUUCAGCAGGACAGUCGGGUCCACACCUGGGGCCGUUUGUUUUCUACGUUUACCUCAACAUAAGGUACCUUAUCAUUGUCAGCCUUCAUCUCCUGAUCCAAAAUAAAAUAAAAUGCCACAGGUUACUUGA